Staurois parvus is the source of this 385-nucleotide messenger RNA. The record is from the annotation of a GenBank genome assembly. Lineage: Eukaryota; Metazoa; Chordata; Amphibia; Anura; Ranidae.
UGCCAGAUGACUCGGUGCCUGCUGUCGAGCUUGGUGACUCGGUGCCUGCUGUCGAGCUUGGUGACUCGGUGCCUGCUGUCGUGCCAGAUGACUCGGUGCCCGCUGUCGUGCCAGAUGACUCGGUGCCCGCUGUCGUGCCAGAUGACUCGGUGCCCGCUGUCGUGCCAGAUGACCCGUGCCCGCUGUCGUGCCAGAUGACCCGGUGCCCGCUGUCGUGCCAGAUGACCCGGUGCCCGCUGUCGUGCCAGAUGACCCGGUGCCCGCUGUCGUGCCUGAUGACCCGGUGCCCGCUGUCGUGCCAGGUGACCCGGUGCCCGCUGUCGUGCCAGGUGACCCGGUGCCCGCUGUCGUGCCAGGUGACCCGGUGCCCGCUGUCGUGCCAGGU